AUGAAACGUAAGUCCCACCUAUUGGUCGGUAUAUUUACCGACGAAAAUUUGCAAAAGGUUAUCGAAGCGAUGUACAAUGGGAUCACAAUAAGGAAAUCUUGUCGAAGAUACAACAUUCCCAGGGCAACACUACAGGACCGGAUCAAGGCGCGAAUUGCUAAUAAGCCAAGGCAAAUGGGCCCAGACUCAUAUUUGAGCGCCGAAAAUGAGAAAAAAGUGGUCAACUGGAUAAUCAAUUUGGCGAAAUGUGGAUUUCCCGUUAAAAAGCGUGAAUUAAUUUCUACGAUACAAAAGAUUGUCUUGGAUCAUAAAUAA
Brassicogethes aeneus is the source of this 315-nucleotide messenger RNA. Lineage: Eukaryota; Metazoa; Arthropoda; Insecta; Coleoptera; Nitidulidae. The record is from the annotation of a GenBank genome assembly.